GUGUGUUUUGUGAAUGCAGUGAUUAGAAAUGAAACCCGUCUCGGUGCUGUUAUUGGAAGGGGAGCCCCAUCUCUCUCUCGGGCGGUUUGUGUGAUUUUGCUAAAAUGCAUCACCAACAGCGAAUGGCUGCCUUAGGGACGGACAAAGAGCUGAGUGAUUUACUGGAUUUCAGUGCGAUGUUUUCACCUCCCGUGAGCAGUGGGAAAAAUGGACCAACUUCUUUGGCAAGUGGACAUUUUACUGGCUCAAAUGUAGAAGACAGAACUAGCUCAGGGUCCUGGGGGAAUGGAGGACAUCCAAGUCCAUCCAGGAACUAUGGAGAUGGGACCCACUAUGAACAUAUGACCAGCAGGGACCUUGGAUCACAUGACAAUCUUUCUCCUCCUUUUGUCAAUUCCAGAAUACAAAGUAAAACAGAAAGGGGUUCAUACUCGUCUUAUGGGAGAGAAUCAAACUUACAGGGUUGCCACCAGCAAAGCCUCCUUGGAAGUGACAUGGAUAUGGGCAAUCCAGGAGCUCUCUCACCAUCCAAACCUGGUUCCCAGUACUAUCAGUAUUCUAGCAAUAAUCCCCGGAGGAGGCCUCUUCAUAGUAGUGCCAUGGAGGUACAAACAAAGAAAGUUCGAAAAGUUCCUCCGGGUUUGCCAUCUUCAGUUUAUGCCCCGUCAGCAAGCACUGCCGACUACAAUAGGGACUCACCAGGUUAUCCAUCUUCAAAACCAGCAGCCAGCACUUUUCCUAGCUCCUUCUUCAUGCAAGAUGGCCAUCACAGCAGUGACCCUUGGAGCUCCUCCAGUGGGAUGAAUCAGCCUGGCUACGGAGGAAUGUUGGGCAAUUCUUCUCAUAUUCCACAGUCUAGCAGCUACUGCAGCUUGCAUCCACAUGAACGUUUGAGUUAUCCUUCUCACUCCUCAGCAGACAUCAAUUCUAGUCUUCCUCCGAUGUCUACUUUCCAUCGUAGUGGUACAAACCAUUACAGCGCCUCUUCCUGCACACCACCUGCUAAUGGAACAGACAGUAUAAUGGCAAAUAGAGGAAGUGGUGCAGCAGGCAGUUCACAGACUGGCGAUGCUCUGGGGAAAGCACUUGCUUCGAUCUAUUCUCCAGAUCACACUAACAACAGCUUUUCAUCAAAUCCUUCAACUCCUGUUGGCUCUCCUCCUUCUCUCUCAGGCACAGGCACAGCUGUUUGGUCUAGAAAUGGAGGACAGGCAUCAUCAUCGCCCAAUUACGAAGGACCAUUACAUUCUUUGCAAAGCCGAAUUGAAGAUCGCUUGGAAAGACUGGAUGAUGCUAUUCAUGUUCUCCGGAACCAUGCAGUUGGGCCUUCAACAGCUAUGUCUAGUGGUCAUAGUGAUAUGCAUGGAUUAAUAGGACCUUCUCAUAAUGGUGCCAUGGGCGGUCUUGGAUCAGGAUAUGGGACAGGUCUUCUUUCUGCCAACAGGCAUUCACUCAUGGUCGGCGCCCAUCGCGAAGAUGGUGUGGCUCUAAGAGGCAGCCAUUCUCUUGUGCCAAACCAGGUUCCAGUCCCGCAACUCCCAGUUCAGUCAGCCACUUCCCCUGACUUGAACCCUCCUCAAGAUCCAUACAGGGGCAUGCCAGCUGGAUUACAGGGGCAGAGUGUAUCCUCAGGUAGCUCUGAGAUCAAAUCCGAUGAUGAGGGAGAUGAAAACCUGCAAGACACAAAAUCUUCUGAGGACAAGAAAUUAGACGACGACAAGAAGGAUAUCAAAUCAAUUACUAGGUCAAGAUCUAGCAAUAAUGAUGAUGAAGAUCUGACACCGGAGCAGAAAGCAGAGCGUGAAAAAGAAAGGAGGAUGGCCAACAACGCCCGUGAGCGCCUGCGUGUGCGUGACAUCAAUGAGGCUUUCAAGGAGUUGGGCCGCAUGGUGCAGCUCCAUCUGAAGAGUGACAAGCCCCAGACAAAACUCCUGAUCCUCCACCAGGCAGUGGCCGUCAUUCUCAGCUUAGAGCAGCAAGUGCGAGAAAGGAAUCUGAAUCCUAAAGCGGCAUGCCUGAAAAGAAGGGAAGAAGAAAAAGUCUCUUCAGAGCCUCCUCCUCUCUCCUUGGCGGGACCUCACCCCGGAAUGGGAGAUGCAUCGAAUCACAUGGGACAGAUGUGA
Molecule: messenger RNA, 2123 nt
Organism: Gracilinanus agilis (Agile Gracile Mouse Opossum)
Lineage: Eukaryota; Metazoa; Chordata; Mammalia; Didelphimorphia; Didelphidae
Gene: TCF4
Product: transcription factor 4
Exons: 20
Coding region: 105-2123 (672 amino acids)
Biological process (GO): regulation of transcription by RNA polymerase II
Cellular component (GO): transcription regulator complex
Molecular function (GO): protein dimerization activity; RNA polymerase II cis-regulatory region sequence-specific DNA binding; DNA-binding transcription factor activity, RNA polymerase II-specific
Source: RefSeq, a predicted model, not a curated record